Messenger RNA from Nematocida minor, 591 nucleotides. Its product is annotated as small subunit ribosomal protein S5e. The transcript has a single exon. Gene Ontology annotation, molecular function: mRNA binding; structural constituent of ribosome; rRNA binding. Bases 1 to 591 code for a protein of 196 amino acids. Gene Ontology annotation, biological process: ribosomal small subunit assembly; translation. Gene Ontology annotation, cellular component: ribosome; cytosolic small ribosomal subunit. NCBI's taxonomy places the organism in Eukaryota, Fungi, Microsporidia. The record is from RefSeq and is a predicted model, not a curated record.
AUGAAUCAAGUACAGUCAAAAGAAAACACGAUUAAGUUAUUCGGAAAGUUCUCCUACGACGACAUCGAAGUAAAGGACCUUUCACUAAAGCCAUACAUGAAUAUCCACACCAGAGUGUCUGUACCCCACACCGGAGCAAGCUACUGCAAAAAGUCUUUCGAGAAAGCAGGAAUGCCACUGACCAUGAGACUGGCCCACGGCCUGAUGAGACACGGAAGAAACACAAGCAAGUCUCUGCUGGUCCUAAAGGCAAUAAGAGACUCCUUCAUCAUCAUAGAAAGACUCACCAAGAAGAACCCCAUCCAGAUCCUCGUCGAUGCAUGCAUCAACGCAGGCCCAAGAGAGUCCACUUCUAGAAUUGGAAAGGGAGGAUCCGCCAAGAGAUCAUCCGUAGACGUAUCUCCAAUGAGAAGACUCAACCUCUCCAUCUCCUUCCUCACCACCGGAAUGAGAAAGGCCGCCUUCAAAAACCCAAAGACUCUCCCAGAAACCAUCGCAGACGAGCUGAUUGCAGCAUCUAGAGGAAACCCCAACUCGUUUGGAGUAAAGAAGAGAGACGAAAUCGAAAGAGUUGCUAAGUCCAGCAGAUAA